This is a messenger RNA of Leptopilina heterotoma, 942 nucleotides long. It is a transcript of the gene fh, whose product is annotated as frataxin homolog, mitochondrial. Gene Ontology annotation, molecular function: ferric iron binding; iron chaperone activity; ferroxidase activity. The transcript is spliced from 3 exons. Lineage: Eukaryota; Metazoa; Arthropoda; Insecta; Hymenoptera; Figitidae. Gene Ontology annotation, cellular component: mitochondrion. Bases 106 to 708 code for a protein of 200 amino acids. The record is from RefSeq and is a predicted model, not a curated record. Gene Ontology annotation, biological process: intracellular iron ion homeostasis; iron incorporation into metallo-sulfur cluster.
CUGUAAAAGUUGUGCAGAAAUAAAUGUUUGACGUCUGCUACGACAAUUCUUAACGCAUAAUCAUUGUUUGAUCAAUAAAUUUGCAAAUAUUAUAGAAAAAUUGUAAUGCUAGGUACAGCAGUAAAAAUUUUUAACUUCAAUAAACUAUUUGUCGAUUUGACAGCGAGAUUUGUUGGACGAAAAUUGAAGAAUAAUACUCGUUUAUUGCAUUCAUUCUAUUUUAGAGGUUAUGCCACACUGUGCUCCAAUAAAUAUUUUAAAUAUUUAGAUAACAAUAAAGCAGUGAUUUAUUUCACUGUGCACAGAAAAUAUUCGACUGAUAUUGAAAAUAAGAAUUCUCAACAAGAAAUCAGCGCCACUGAAUAUGACAAAGUUUCCAAUGAAACCCUCGAAUCGUUAACAGAAUUUUUUGACGAAAUUGUGGAUCAAGCGGAACAUUUGGAAGAUGCGGAUGUUUCAUAUGGGGAUGGAGUUCUAACAGUAAAAUUUGGUGGUUCCUAUGGUACAUACGUUUUAAAUAGACAAACGCCAAAUAAACAAAUAUGGCUCUCAUCACCGACGUCCGGACCAAAACGCUACGAUUUCAUCAAUAAUAAAUGGAUCUACAAACAUGACGGCAAUUCGCUGCAUGAACUUUUAAAUUCCGAAAUUCCCUCUAUCGUUAAGCAAUCCAUAUCAUUUAAUAAAUGUUCAUACAGUGGGAAGUAAAAUUCACGAAUAAUUCCCAACAAUUCCCAAGAAUUCCUAAAUCAGCGACUUAAUUAGGAAAAACAAAGGACAAAAUCAAAGACGUCGACUAACAAUAUUUCCAUCUUGAGAAGAAGCAAUUGUUUUUCCAGCAAAUAGAAUAUUUCUUCUAAAUAGAAAUUGAUAGAAAUUUAUUUGUACGAAAUGAAUGUAUAAUAUAUUUUAAGAUAAUAAAAAUGUAAAAUAUUAAAAAUA